Aspergillus chevalieri is the source of this 1722-nucleotide messenger RNA. RefSeq lists its product as uncharacterized. The record is from RefSeq and is a predicted model, not a curated record. Gene Ontology annotation, biological process: carbohydrate transport; transmembrane transport. Gene Ontology annotation, cellular component: membrane. NCBI's taxonomy places the organism in Eukaryota, Fungi, Ascomycota, Eurotiomycetes, Eurotiales, Aspergillaceae. The transcript has 7 exons. Gene Ontology annotation, molecular function: carbohydrate:proton symporter activity. The coding region runs from base 1 to 1722 and encodes 573 amino acids.
AUGGCAAACAUUGAAGCAGACCACGUCGAAGAGAUCUCAGACGAGACUCGGACAACUUCGCAGGUCAAGGGUGGGAGCAUAGGCAAAUCUGAGAAUUGCGAAGAUGCAACCCCGGUCAGCGAAUAUACGCAUAUAGCUCACCCUGAACCGUCGCCAUUCGAGAGUUGGAUCCCUGGCGGAUACAGUCAGUCCAGAAUGCUAAGGUUCAAAAACCCCUCGACGAUGUAUAGGGUACUCAACCUCUUUGCUGGCACUGCGAUUUGCUUCUACGGGUAUGACCAGGGUGUGAUGUCGAUGGUCAAUCUCAAUCCUGAUUACCAGAAGCUCAUGGGCAUUUUCCCUCUCGAAGGGAGUUCUAGGAACACUGCUGCAGAAGGUGGUAUCGUUGCCGUAUACUACGGAGGAACAAUGAUUGGAGCCCUCAUGGCAGGAUAUUUGGCCGAUCGAUGCGGACGUAUUAAAGCUAUUAUCUUCGGCUGUUUAUGGAUCAUUCUGGGCGCUGCACUGCAGGCAUCGGCUUAUAAUAUCACCUGGAUGUGCUUUGGACGGGUUCUUGCUGGUAUUGGAGUAGGGUCUAUCGACUGUGUUAUCCCGGUCUGGUCAGCCGAGGUCAGCAGCCACUCAGCUCGAGGAGCGUUUUUGGCUCUUGAGUUUGUCAUGAAUAUCGGAGGUCUGGCGAUGGCCUACUGGAUUGAAUAUUUCGCCUCCCUGAACCCCAACGAGUCCAUGGCUUGGCGCACUCCACUAGCCUUGCAAUUGGUAUUUAUUCUCAUUAUUGGGGCUGGUAUAAAUUUCUUUCCCGAGUCACCUCGCUGGUUGAUGAAGAUGGGGCGGUACGAGGAGGCGCGAGAUAUUCUGCAAGCCACACGGUCCGGGGAUAUUGAAAUGGAGGCCAAACAGAUCAUGCAGGCUGUGCAAUACGAACUAAAAGUAUCAUCAGCUAACCAAUACCUGACCAUGAUUUUCCCCAGGGAUGAGUAUACCCGAGCGCUGCGAUGGCGAGUCUUUCUUGCUGUCUGGUUACAGAUCAUGCAGGAGCUUGUUGGCAUUGGGGUUAUCACUGUUUAUGCCGUCGAUCUGUUCUCCACGGCGGGAUUCGAUGAAAAUCUGUCGAAGCUUCUGGCUGGCUUUAAUAAUAUUAGCUAUAUGUUUUCAGUUUUUUUCGCGGUCAUCACCCUAGAUCGCUACGGACGCCGGCAAACCAUGGUUUGGGGCGCUGUUGUCAUGGGUCUUACCCUGCUAGUGGCUGGCAUCCUUGAUAUGUAUGCCCAAGAAGCCGGACCAAACCAAAGGAAAUUCGGGGCCGGUGUCGCAGCGAUGACCUUCUGCUACACAGCCACGUUUGGCGCCACCUGGCUAACCACGCCAUGGCUUUAUCCAACAGAGAUUUUCCCACUCACCGUACGUGCGAAGGGAGGCGCGUGGUCUGUAGUCGGAUGGUCAAUCGGAAACGGCGUGGUGACCAUGAUUACGCCUUUCCUCUUCCAGGCCAUUGGGUAUGGGACACUUCUACUACUAUGCGGGCUGAAUGUCUUCGUCAUUCCGUUUCUGCUCGUACUUUACCCGGAAACAGCCGGUCGAAGCCUCGAGCAGAUGGAUGUUUUCUUCGAUAACGCCGAUAGCUGGAAUGUGUUUGCCGCCAGUAAAGCAAUUCGGGAGAAGGGCAUUGAUGACUGGGAGUGGACGAAGAAGGUUUCUGCGAGAGGUACCACUGAGGGUUGA